Molecule: messenger RNA, 528 nt
Organism: Scutellospora calospora
Lineage: Eukaryota; Fungi; Glomeromycota; Glomeromycetes; Diversisporales; Gigasporaceae
Source: the annotation of a GenBank genome assembly
UAAAAUGCGACAAGCCAAGCUGUCUGAACUCAUUCAUUCGUCGCAAGGUUUUAAUGAUUUGGAUUAUUGCUCCGUUGAGCCCGGAUCGGAUGAUUUUGAAAUUAUUCCUCAGUCAAAUUUAAUUAUUUCGCGUCAAGCGUUUCGUAAUAACGCUAGUAAAUAUUUCAUUAACGGGCGACAAAGUAAUUAUAGCGAAGUAACAACUUUGUUGAAAGAUAGGGGUAUAGAUUUAGAUCAUAAACGAUUUCUAAUUCUUCAGGGCGAAGUUGAAUCAAUAGCACAGAUGAAACCUAAAGCACCAAAUGAACAUGAGGAUGGUCUUUUGGAAUACCUUGAAGAUAUAAUAGGAACGUCCAAGUAUAAAGCCCCUAUAGAAGAUGCGAAUGAUAAAAUAGAAAAAUAUAAUGAAGAACGAUUAGAAAAAUUACAUCGUGUAAAAAUUGUUGAAAAGGAAAAGCAGGGCCUAGAGGCCAAAAAGAAAGAAGCAGAGGAUUUCCUCAGAGAAGAAAAUACACUGGCUAUGAAAAG